Aplysia californica (California sea hare) is the source of this 698-nucleotide messenger RNA. RefSeq lists its product as uncharacterized. The record is from RefSeq and is a predicted model, not a curated record. Lineage: Eukaryota; Metazoa; Mollusca; Gastropoda; Aplysiida; Aplysiidae.
CUGCCGGUGAGUGUGUGCUGCUUGCGUGCGCGCCCGGGAGGGUGUGUCCCUCAUGUGUCCAUGUUUUAUAUUAUUAUGUUUUUCACGUCUGUGUGUGUUUGUUUGCGAGCCUAUGCGCGCCUGCUACUCCGGCUGCAGUUUUCGGGUAGAACUAUCACUGUCUACGGGUACAGGUUUGUCACUGGUACUAAAGCAGUGGCUUUCAAAAGCGCACGUUAGAGUGAAUAGGAAUUCUUUACUUCAACGCUCCUGUUGGUGAAUCUGUAGCAUUUCUCUUUGCAACGAAGAAUAUAAAUUUCCUUUUUCUGGACGAUUAUUUUUACUGGGCUAAACAACAGCUGCAGACAAGACUGGAUUUUUCCGCCUCUACAGGAGUAAUUCCCGUACAAGCAAGAAGUCUACUCCAGGGCCUUGCUGCCUAUUGGUUGCCGGCGAAAUUUCAUCAAAGAUUAUUUACCACCGACCCUUAAAACGCAUUAUUAUAAUUGAUAUUGAAAGCUGGCAAGUAGUAGGCACACCUGAGACUAGAAAACUCAAGAGUAGUAACAUGGACAGACAUACGACUCUGUAGGUGCUGAAAGUGACGCUUCUGUUGAUUCCAAGCACCGCCUUGGAGAAAAUGGCACAGAAAUAUCAGAAAAUAGACGGAGAGUGCUCCGACCACGCGAACAAGUCCAAGCACUCUUUCUAUAAUAAAG